UGUAUUUCUAUUAAUAUAAGCAGAUCUCACUCCUUCACAAUUCCUUCUUAAUUAAUCUCCCAAACUAAUACCCCUGCUGAAAAUGGAGGCUCGCACAACCAAUCUCAUGAUUUUCUCGUUAAUCUGUUUGUUCUUAUGUCUCUCUCUUCUUUUUAUUUGUAUCAAUGCAGAAGUCCACUACCAUGACUUUGUUCUCCAAGAAACACCAGUGAAGAGGCUGUGCCAGGAACACAAGAUCAUUACAAUGAAUGGACAGCUUCCUGGUCCAACGCUUAAGAUCAGGAAUGGAGACUCUCUCGUGAUCAAUGUCAUGAACCGAGCCCGCUACAAUGUCACAGUCCACUGGCAUGGAGUCAGACAGAUGACAACUGCAUGGGCUGACGGGCCGGAAUUUGUGACGCAGUGUCCUAUAAGGCCGGGAGGGAGCUACACGUAUCGGUUCACGAUCAAGGGCCAAGAAGGAACACUUUGGUGGCAUGCACAUAGUUCUUGGCUUAGAGCGACUGUGUAUGGGGCUCUCAUCAUCUAUCCGAGAGAGCAUAAAUCCUACCCUUACCCUAAGCCACAUAGAGAAGCCCUUGUAACUCUUGGGGAGUGGUGGAAUACAGACCCAGUUCAAGUUGUGAGACAAGCAACAAUGACCGGAGCCGCUCCAGCCAUAUCCGAUGCAUACACCAUCAACGGCCAGCCCGGCGAUCUCUACAACUGUUCAAGCAAAGGCACAACAAUAAUUCCAGCAGCGUUUGGGGAGACUAUACUCCUGCGCUUCAUCAACGCUGCACUCAACAACGAGUUCUUCAUAUCCAUCGCCGGCCACACAAUGACAGUGGUCGGAGCCGAUGCUGCCUAUAACAAGCCAUUCGUAACCUCGGUCCUCAUGCUUGGUCCUGGCCAGACCACUGAUGUCCUCGUCACAACCAGCGCACCUCCCGGAAAAUACUACAUCGCUGCCCGUGCUUACGCCAGCGCCCAAGGUGUCCAAUUCAACCCCACCACCACCACUGCCAUCCUCGAAUACAGGGGAGCUGGCUGUGGAAUCUUGCCACCAUUGAUGCCUCUACUCCCUGCGUACAAUGAUACCUUUGCUGCCACCGCAAUUGCUGCUGGCUACAAGAGCUUAUCACCAGUGACGCUGCCAGGUCCUGUUGAUGAGCACCUCUUCAUCACGGUAGGCGUUGGCUUGCUCAGUUGUCCCCCUGGCAGAACUUGCCAGGGUCCUGGUGGAACUCGAUUUGCAGCCAGCAUGAACAAUUACUCUUUUGUGCUCCCUUCAACCAUCUCCAUCCUCGAAGCUCAGCAGUUCGGGGUGCCAGGGGUUUUCACCACUGAUUUCCCUGCAGUUCCGCCGGUUCAAUUUGACUACACUGCUGAUAACAUAAGCCAAGAUUUGUGGCAACCAGUGCAAGCAACUAAGGUUUAUCCAUUGAAGUAUGGCUCAGUUGUGCAGAUAGUAUUGCAGGGCACCAAUAUAGUUGCAGGGGAAAACCAUCCUGUACAUCUCCAUGGGUAUGAUUUCUACGUGCUUGCAACUGGAUUUGGCAAUUUCGAUGCUGAGAGAGAUACACCAAAGUUCAAUUUGAUCGACCCGCCAUUGAGGAACACCGUGGGGCUGCCAGUUAAGGGGUGGGCUGUGAUUCGUUUUAUGGCGGAUAAUCCGGGAGCCUGGAUAAUGCAUUGCCACUUGGAUGUGCACAUAACUUGGGGGCUGGCGAUGGUCUUUGUGGUGGAGAAUGGGGUGGGACCAUCAGGGUUUCUACAGCCACCUCCAGUUGAUCUUCCACAUUGUUAAGGUAAAAAAGACUCGAAAGAAAACAAGAAGAGAAAAGAUUCAGUAAAUAUCUGUAUUUCUUGUUUUUGGUUGUCUGUUUAGUCCGAUUAUUUUCCCGUUAUAGUUUGUGGUGCUUAAUCUUAAGCACAUACUUGAGAUUUUUACGAACUUGAUAUACAUAUACGAAAUUGCCCUGUUUACAAGGGUGCCAGUCCUUUAUUUCAGCUUAUGGAUUAU
Molecule: messenger RNA, 2005 nt
Organism: Asparagus officinalis (garden asparagus)
Lineage: Eukaryota; Viridiplantae; Streptophyta; Magnoliopsida; Asparagales; Asparagaceae
Product: laccase-3-like
Exons: 5
Coding region: 83-1789 (568 amino acids)
Biological process (GO): lignin catabolic process
Cellular component (GO): apoplast
Molecular function (GO): copper ion binding; hydroquinone:oxygen oxidoreductase activity
Source: RefSeq, a predicted model, not a curated record